Aedes albopictus (Asian tiger mosquito) is the source of this 3387-nucleotide messenger RNA. RefSeq lists its product as uncharacterized. Lineage: Eukaryota; Metazoa; Arthropoda; Insecta; Diptera; Culicidae. The transcript is spliced from 2 exons. The record is from RefSeq and is a predicted model, not a curated record. Bases 2235 to 2576 code for a protein of 113 amino acids.
UCGGAAAAGUUGCGGGCGGGUGGUUGGAUGGUGGCUGAGGCACGAAGAGAGUACCUAGCGAACAUCGAGAGGAGCGUGUCGUCAUCGGAAUCGGACGUUCGUCGUCGUCGUCGUCAUUCUCAACUAAACUCAAACAAAACUGCAACACACUCGCUGCGAGAGAAGCGAAUCGUCGUGCGUUUCGUUGGGUGAGAGGGUUUUCCGCGAGUGAGAGAGAGUGCGGUGGGUGGCCCGUGAGAAUGGGGUGCGGAAAACAAGGGUAAGGUCUCUCAGCAACCAGCUGAUCGGCGCUGCAUCGCAGCGUGAGUGAUGCACCUAUCCGCUACCGACCGACCGACCGCGUCGCACCGCGCCAUGCCUCUUCGGAGCGGGUGUGAUUCACGCGCAAAACGGAGCCGUGGUGAAUAUGCUUGGGGGAGUGUGUGGUCGAGCAAUCGAGUGAGGUGAAUUUGUGCGGUUGUUGUUGGAUCGGGAGAGUUUGAGCACGGGGCGCUCUCUUGCGUGCGGUGAGCUCGGAGCUCGCGGCAGCAGCAAUUGGUUUCAAGUCGUGGUUCGGUUCGGUACGGACUCGCCGACAAGCCACAGUUCAGUUUCGAAGCAACAGUAAACACGAUCGGACGGAAAAAUAGGAUUUUAGUUUUGAGCAAUCAGAAACAUCAUAUUGCAGUCCUCUCUUCUUGACUCUGUGUUUUGGUAGAACACUUCCCAGCAGAGUUGUUUGGUCCAAUGGAAGGGAAAACAUAACUUAUGAAGUAGAAAGCAUGUAAAACAGGAUACAGUAGUUUUGAUUAGCGCAGAAAAUUGUGAACCAAGCAAGGAAGUGAAAAAGAACAUUUUUGUAAAUUGGUAAAAAUGUGUGACUUGGUGAAGUGUUUCCAUCCACAAUCGAUGCCAGCGAGGUAUCCAGCCAACACUUUGUCGCUGGACGGGAAAUCGUCCAACUAGAGAUCCAUCAUACUUCCGGGCAGUAACUUAACCAAUUGGUCCUGUGAGUGAUAAAAGGAUAUUUUUUGUCAAUUUGACCACAUUAGUGAUAGUGAAAAAAAAUUGGAAUUUUUACGGAAAUUGUGGAUGAAAUUUCUGUUAUCCUUGGGCAGUGAGUGAAUAAUUGGGAAUUCCCCCCGUCAAAGCCAAGGUUGGAAAACGAAGAGAAAAACUGAAAAUUCCUCGGUCUCGAAAGAGCAAAACAAACAAGCAAAGCAAAAUACAUCGCGCCUAAGCAGCUACUCCACACAGAGGGUGUGCUACACGAUACGCACAAUUUUCUUGUAUUUUUCGUAGAAGACUUAGGUGAUUAAACGCUUCGGGUGAAGUUUAUUUGGAAGAAGUUGUGUAGAUUUCAGUGUCGGUUCAGAGGGAGUUCUGAACUUUGGAACAACUUUGUUGGAAGUAUAUGAGUGAAACAAAUGUUAAAGGUGUUUUUCGAAGUUCCUAGUGGGCUUUAGGUGAAAAAGUUGAUGAGCUAAGUGUAAUGCACCGACCUUAAAGUUUACAAAAAAGGCAGGAGAUGACUUGAGCGGAAAAAGAAGGAAGAGAAUGAAUCAAAACGAAUUACAAAAUUAAUAAAUCAUAUUUGUGCGGAAUUCACAUCUUAAGCUUAAGACAUCAAAGCGCAACAGUUCGCAUUGGCCAUCAGUGAAAAAGCAACAAUCGAAGAAAAAAAACAAAAACCACCCGCAAAAACGGGCGAACAGCGAAGAAUAUCCGUGAAAGCAACCGGCCAGCAAAAGCACUAAACUAAUGUCAUUGGACUUGUAAAUCAAAUUAUUUACGUUAGUAUAAACGUGAAACUGGUGCUGAACCCCAAACGGUCGAAUGUUUAUUAAACACAACAGAGCAGAGCAGAGCCGCGGCGAAAAAGUGCAACGCAAAGCAAGUGAGAAGUGUGUUUUCGAGAGAAAAGUGCAGCUGCAGGCACAGCUAGCGACCGUUCUGGCGGCGGGUAUGUUGAUAAGUGGCUAAAAAAAGAUUUUUUUUUCUUGCGCUCGCCCCAAACCAACCCCCACCAAACCAACUCAAAAUAAGGUGCAAAUGCCGCCGAAUGCAGCGUGUGAAAAAUUUAUGAAGAAAAAUUCGAAAAAUUCCCGAAACACGUAAACUCCCCUGACGCGAGCGUUCGCGUCCUGCCGGGAAAAUAAACGACAUCUUGGUGACCCCCCGUGUCAAACAGUGCAAAUUAGUGAGGGAACAAGUGGAAAAGCAAGUGCAGUCAGAGCCAGAAGAAAAUAAAAGAUAUGGUACCCCAGCACAAUCACGACUUGCAUCUGGUAGUGUCCCAAAGUGGUGCCGAGAUGAUGGAUACCGGUGCGGUGCAGGUGGAGAUCGCCAACAAUUCCGGAGUCCCGUUGACUUCGUUGCUCGUUGAUGCCACUUUAUUACAACAGCAGCAGCAGCAGCUAGUGAACGGUCAAACGGUCACCAUGGUUCAGCAGCAGCAGCAAUUGAUUCCACCGGUGCUGUUCGGGUCCCAAAUGGUGGACAAAAAUUCGAGCACACCUUACACCGAUGCAACACAGGUAAAUGACGUUCGAAUUCAUCACUUUGGAGAUGGACAAGGCAGGUCAUCAGUGCGGUAAUUUGAAAAUUUGAUGAACUUUAUGUUCUCUAAUGUAUCUCUAAGACGUUGAUUGUUUAUGGCUCAUUUUUACGUAUUCAUAAAUUCCUAGGAGCCAUCUAGAAUUUAAUGACAGAACUUAGCCCCAUUUUUCCAAUUCCUAAUUAACCCAUUUGAAUUUGAAACAUAUCCCAAUCAACAUAAAACUUCCAUCGUAACCAUCAGCCCGAAUCACACAUCUGUCAGAAAUCAUCGCUCCACAGCUGAAAUCCUCCAUAAACCACCCGUUACGGCUCCCGAAUGUUUGUUGUGAUCCAAAAUAAACCGACUGGCGAACUCUACACGCAUAUCUUGCGCACACAUGUUUCCAAUCACGGACCCCCACUAUAGUGAAUGAAAAAAUAUGAAUUCAUAACCAUAAAACCCAUCACCCAUGUGUGCUUGGCUUGCUUGCUCUCGAUCUCGACUCGACACUAUAUCAGUCACUUCCAUUACUCAAUGUCUGACAAAAAUUAGCAUCCGUUUUGAUUGUUUCUUACGUAAAAUCCAGCAUCCAGCAGCCAGCGUCGCCGUCGUCACCCAUAUCUUCCAAAGCUGCAAGGCUGCUACGCCGCGUGACAGCAAUUUAUGACCCUUUCAAAAAUCGCUUCUCCCCCACCACCCAAUCCUCGAACCCGAUCCGACCGUUUUUUUGGGUGAAAAUUUCUUAUGCUCGGGAAAUCAAUCUCAUCUGGCAGCCAGACGCCACCACCAUCGUCGUCUUCGACGAAGUCGUCGGAAAACUCGUCCUCCUUCUAAAGGAAAAAAUAAAAGAAUAAAAUCGAGGGAAAAUU